UUUCUUUCUUUCCUUUCCUUUCCUUUCCUUUCCCUCCCUCCGCCGCCGUCCAAUAAUUCACACUACAAACUAGCAAACGUCACUGCUUUCGCCUCCCACCUCCCCAAUUUCUCUUCCCCCACCGCCUAACCCCCCAAACUUAUAUAUAAUGCCGAUCAGUUCCCCAAUUUCAGUAUCAGUCAUCAGCAAAAGAAAAGAGAGAAAGAAAGAAAUCAACAAAACAACAAGAAGCUUACUUAAACAAUGGCGGGCUCUGUGACAGAAAUGGAGAACAAGCAGGUGGUGCUGACGGAGUACGUGACCGGAUUCCCUAAGGAAUCGCACCUAGCCGUCCGCAAUGGUGGAAAGAUUCAGCUCAAGGCUCCACAAGGCUCGGUUUUGGUGAAGAACCUUUACCUCUCCUGCGAUCCGUACAUGCGCGGCCGCAUGUCUCCUCCCAAGGCCGGCGGCGAUCCCAACUUCGCCUCCUUCACCCCUGGCUCUCCGAUACAAGGGUUUGGAGUGGGCAAAGUGGUGGAUUCAGGAGUGGCAGAAUUCAAAUCUGGAGAUUUUGUAUGGGGAGUGACUAGCUGGGAAGAAUACAGCAUCAUCUCAAACACUAAAACCCUGUUCAAGAUUACCAACACAGAAGAUGUUCCCCUUUCCUAUUAUACCGGUCUCCUUGGUAAGCAUGAAAUUGAAAUGCUUGCCUUAAUACGAUCUAUUCCUGGACUUCUCCCGACAGCUCGAUCUAUUCGCGCGAUGGUUGUGAUUAUCUUCUUUGUUUGAUCAUUUUUGGUGUAAUGGUGGUAGGUAUGCCUGGUGUGACUGCAUAUUUCGGGUUCCAUGACGUUUGUGCACCCAAGAAAGGAGAGUAUGUCUUUGUUUCAGCAGCAUCUGGUGCAGUUGGCCAGCUGGUUGGCCAAUUUGCAAAGCUGGCCGGUUGCUACGUCGUUGGAAGCGCUGGAAGCAAACAAAAGGUUGAGCUGCUCAAGUCCAAGUUUGGGUUCGAUGAGGCGUUCAACUACAAAGAGGAGAAUGACUUGGAUGCAGCUCUCAAAAGGUACUUCCCUGAGGGCAUCGACAUCUACUUCGAGAACGUGGGUGGCAAAAUGCUUGAUGCAGUCCUUUCCAACAUACGAGUCCAUGGGCGAAUUGCAGUUUGUGGAAUGAUCUCCCAGUACAACCUAGAGCAUCAUGAAGGCGUUCACAACCUAGCUGCAAUGAUAUACAAGCGUGUUCGGAUGCAAGGUUUUGUGUCGUUUGAUUACUUCGCCCGAUACUCUGAGCUCUUGGAUGAUGUUGUGCCUUACGUGAAAGAAGGGAAGAUUGCUUAUGUGGAAGACGUAGCUGAAGGUCUGGAGAACGGCCCUGCUGCCCUUGUGGGACUCUUCAGUGGCCGCAACGUUGGGAAGCAAGUUGUGGCAGUGGCUCAUGAGUGAGCUUGGUUUUGUAAUUGUGAUUUCAGUGCAAUUAUUAUUCUAAUUUGUGUUUAGUUAUGGUUUCUCUGCUACAUUGUUCAUGUAAGGGCGGGCUUGGAAUAUAUUUAAAUAGAAAAUAAAACAAAUCGAUUCAUAUAAUUCAAGGAACAGAGGAGAAAAGCUUACAGCUCUUACUUCCCAAUCCCAUAAUCAAGAGAGCUCAGAGCAAACAUUUCACAAAUCAAC
This is a messenger RNA of Linum tenue, 1646 nucleotides long. The record is from the annotation of a GenBank genome assembly. NCBI's taxonomy places the organism in Eukaryota, Viridiplantae, Streptophyta, Magnoliopsida, Malpighiales, Linaceae.